Molecule: messenger RNA, 1402 nt
Organism: Betta splendens (Siamese fighting fish)
Lineage: Eukaryota; Metazoa; Chordata; Actinopteri; Anabantiformes; Osphronemidae
Exons: 2
Coding region: 142-1212 (356 amino acids)
Molecular function (GO): nucleic acid binding; zinc ion binding
Source: RefSeq, a predicted model, not a curated record
CCUGCACCACUGCAGCAGCCUGGCCCACAUCAACAGCCUGGCCAACCUCUGUCAUCAGGAGCUGUAACAUCGGCUGCAGAGCAGUCAGAGCAUGUGGAGGACAGUGUAAAUGCCACACCAACUCCUGGAACGGAGGCACGGAUGUUCUGGGCCGAUUCACCUGUCGGCUUCAUUCCUACAUCAUCCGCUGCCACAAGCUGUGCCCAUGCACCAACUGCCACUACGAGUGCUGCCUCUGCAACUACCAGCGUUCGUACCCUAAGGAGCAACACACCAGUAGCUCCAGAAAUCAGCUUGCCCAUGGUGGAAGUGGCCGGCCCUGAAGGAAGCAUGUUAGUGCACAGACCAUGGACUAGCGCUGACAUAGCUGACUUUGCUCAAAAUCUCCCAGACAUCACUGUAUCAGGAAAGACAUUUGGUGCCAACCUUCUGGCUUUCUGCCAGGAGUACAGACCCACUGGAGCUGAGAUCCGUCGCAUCCUGGCCAAACGUCUUGCACCUUGUGAAUACCAAAAGCUGGCUAGACAAUUGCCUGAUCUGACACUGGCUCUCAAACACAAAGACUGGACAAAAAACUUAAAUGAUGGAUUCGUUACCGCAGUGAGGACGCUUGUUGCCCACCUCGAAACUGCGUUCCCUGAUAAAGUCUGUAUGAUUAAAGUCACUACAUGCAAACAACAACCGGAGGAAUCAGUUGAUGACUUUGUUCACCGCCUCACCACUACAUACAACACACACGGAGGAGUUCAUCCUCCCCCUGAAGGAGUGGGAGGACUCGUUUGUUCAACAUACGAGAGUCACCUGUGUGAACUGGUGAUGAAAGGCUUACUCCCUGAAGUUUUUGACGCCGUGAAGCAGUCAUACAUCGGAUGGAAAGAAGAAGCGCGUCUGUCUGACCUCACAAGACACGCACGCCAUGCUUAUGACACUCUCCAGCAGAGGAAGAUGGCGAAGAAGGAAAAACAACAGAGCGAAUUGUAUCUGCCAUCCUUGGAGAUGUUCUCUGCAAUGCAUAACAAUAACAGAGGAGCGGGCAGGUUUCGCGGGCGAGGAAGAAGAGACUUCAGACGGAAUUGGCCCAACAGAGACACAGGAGGCGCAUCUGGAGAUCCAGGAAACGCUUGCCACAUCUGUGGCGAGAUGGGACAUUGGAAGAAGUACUGCCCCCGGCUACGUCAGGUUCCACCCUCCCGGGCACUCUCGUCAGACUGACUAGAGAAGGAGCCCAGCGAAGGUUUCCGUUCACAUGAUGACGUAGACGGUGAAAGCGGCUCUGCCCAAACAGGCGACAGAACCACUGCACAUCAUUCAACCAGGAGACUGGGUGAUCAUUAAGGAGCUUCGCAGGAAGCACUGGAACUCAAAGCGGUGGCAAGGUCCCUUCCAAGUCCUUCUGACAACC